AAGCUCAUACGGACCCCCAAAGACAUCUAUGGUCUGUCCUUUGCCCCCACAGCCCCACAUGACUCUGCUUCUUUCUCUCUUAAAAUUCACCAUAAAUACCCUAUACAAUCCUCUUCAACCUCUUCACACCCACUCUAACUACUCUCUAACAUUUUCUUUUCUUCCCUUCUCCGCUCAACAACUCAGAAAACAAAAAUGGCGAUCAGGAAAUCAACCAAGUUGUCUCAGACAGCAGUUCUCAAACAGAUCCUUAAGAGAUGCUCAAGCUUAGGUAAGAAACAAGGGUACCAUGACCACGAGGGCCUUCCUUUAGAUGUCCCCAAAGGACACUUCGUUGUUUAUGUUGGUGAAAACAGAAGCAGGUACAUUGUCCCAAUCUCUUUCUUGACCAGACCUGAGUUUCAAAACUUGCUUCAACAAGCUGAAGAAGAAUUUGGAUUUGAUCAUGAUAUGGGUCUCACUAUUCCUUGCCAAGAAGAAGUUUUUCAGUCUCUAACAUCCAUGCUCAGAUGAGGGUUUUAAUCAGUUCAUUUUAUUACAUUGUUCAUGUCUUAAUUAGGCACUGUUUGGAGAAAAUUAUUGACUGUAGAGAUGAAGCUGCUUCAUUGCUUCUCUGGGUUAAUUUUCUCUUUUAUAAUUAUUUCUUUCUUUGGUUUUUUUUCCACCUUGACUCUGACCCAAGAAAGAAGACAACCCCAUGAAUGGUAUCUGGGUGUUUUAGAAAUGUAAAUCUCCAAGUUUGUAAUUUUUCCCGACAGUGGUGUGGGGUUUGUUAACAAACAGCCACCAACGUUGUACCCUGUGGGAAGUGAACUAAUAGUAUUAGGAACAAAUUUUCUGUUCUUUUCACUCU
Manihot esculenta (cassava) is the source of this 853-nucleotide messenger RNA. Its product is annotated as auxin-responsive protein SAUR50. The transcript has a single exon. The coding region runs from base 196 to 513 and encodes 105 amino acids. The record is from RefSeq and is a predicted model, not a curated record. Lineage: Eukaryota; Viridiplantae; Streptophyta; Magnoliopsida; Malpighiales; Euphorbiaceae. Gene Ontology annotation, biological process: response to auxin.